This is a messenger RNA of Cooperia oncophora, 579 nucleotides long. NCBI's taxonomy places the organism in Eukaryota, Metazoa, Nematoda, Chromadorea, Rhabditida, Trichostrongylidae. The record is from the annotation of a GenBank genome assembly.
AUGAAAUGGGACACAGUUGCUGUUUCGAUUCGCUCAGAUCAGAGUGUGGAAGACGUUGAAAGAGAGAUGCAGUUCCUCCAAAACUGUGGCCUGUUCGAGACUACUUCACUGUUGAUCGUCGGGGAUCCCUGUGAUGACAUCGGCUCGGCUGGAAGUGCCCUCAAUGCUCUACUGAACACCGUGGAACAUCUCUGUGCACAGCGUGGGCUUUCUGUUCUAAAUGAAUCACUGCUGGAGAAAUCGAAGAUCCUUAUUCUCCUACUGGGGGAAUCCAAGGAAUCUCUGCCUAUGGGUGCUGGUUUCCUGCCUUCCUUGAAAUUCGCUGAAUGCCCUUGGAUCGUACCAGACUAUCCAGUAGUUCACACAAUUCGUAAUCUGAACGAGUUGGCGAUGAGCUGUGAUCACGGAGUGUGGAUUUGUGGCUUCAGUGAAAUGAUAAAGGCUUUUGAUGGGGUAGCUAUAAUCCUCUUCGAUAAUUCCAGACAGAAUAAGGUGGAAUGCAAACCAGUGAGUGAGUUCUUCGUCCGACUUUCUUACGGUGUUCAAGAACCGCACGGAUGCUCUAUGGAAAACGGCUAG